GAUGGUGCAAUGGAUUUGCUGAAGGAACUGAAGAGUAUGCCUAUAACUCUGGACUUGUUGCAGUCCACCCGGAUUGGGAUGUCGGUGAACGCGCUGAGGAAGCAGAGCACUGACGAUGAAGUGAUCUCACUUGCCAAAUCACUUAUCAAGUCCUGGAAGAAGCUUCUAGAUGCUUCCGAGGACAAAGGUGAGGAGAAGAGGAGGAAUUCUUUGUCGGCAUCCUCCUCAAAGGAGAGCAGCGACUCGAGAGACCAAAGCUCCAACAAAAGGCAGGACCCGCCGAAGACCCCGACCACGCCCAAAAUCACCACCUUCCCGCCGGUGCCCGUCACCUGCGACGCUGUCCGCAACAAGUGCCGGGAAAUGCUGACUUCUGCCCUGCAGGCUGACAACGACUACGUUGCCAUUGGGGCCGACUGCGAGCACCUCUCUGCCCAGAUUGAAGAAUUUAUAUACCAAGACGUCAAGAACACCGACAUGAAGUACAAAAACCGAGUGAGGAGCCGCAUCUCCAACCUGAAGGACUCCAAAAACCCAGAGCUGAGGAAGAACGUGUUGUGUGGGGCAAUUACCCCGGAGCAGAUCGCGGUGAUGACCUCGGAGGAAAUGGCCAGUAAUGAGCUGAAGGAGAUCCGGAAAGCCAUGACGAAGGAGGCCAUCCGGGAGCACCAGAUCGCUCGGACGGGAGGGACCCAGACCGACCUCUUCACCUGUGGGAAGUGCAAGAAGAAGAACUGCACGUACACGCAGGUGCAGACCCGCAGCUCCGACGAGCCCAUGACCACCUUCGUCGUGUGUAACGAGUGUGGGAACCGCUGGAAGUUCUGUUGAGACAUCUCUGAGCCCGGCAGUGGCAGCCCCACCCGGACAGACCGCAGCCUCUAGUCUCUGACUUCUCCAGCCAUUGUGUACUGUGUCCCAAGUGAGUUUCCUUUGUGUCACGCCCUAAGGGCUUCAUCUUGGGGGGAGGCCUGGCUCUCGGGUUGUGCACCUGUGUCGAGGAGCAGCUGUGAUUGGAAUCCAGGGGGCAGACAGACCAGCAGGGGAGUCCACUCCAUGCAUUUUGGCUGUAUUUUCUCAUCCAGAUAAGUAUGUCAUUUUUUCAUAACAGUAUUAAACUUUUUUUUUGCCAAG
This is a messenger RNA of Pelodiscus sinensis (Chinese soft-shelled turtle), 1134 nucleotides long. The record is from RefSeq and is a predicted model, not a curated record. Lineage: Eukaryota; Metazoa; Chordata; Testudines; Trionychidae.